Molecule: messenger RNA, 2267 nt
Organism: Klebsormidium nitens
Lineage: Eukaryota; Viridiplantae; Streptophyta; Klebsormidiophyceae; Klebsormidiales; Klebsormidiaceae
Source: the annotation of a GenBank genome assembly
AGCAAAAGUGCGAUCGAAGUGUGAGUAUUGAGCGCCCGUGCUACCUCGCUUGCGUUAGGCAUCCACUUACUUCAAGCAGGCUGCCCGCUGGGACAAGCGACCAGGGAAGGGCCCCUUGCACCAAACGGGCGCUGUAAGACAGCUUGCAUUUCCACUUUGAAAGAAGCACAUGCGAAGGCACUGCGUUAAACACAACAAAUCAUCCGCGGUGGCAACUGAUUGAGCACGUGCCUCUUCUAUCUUACUUGUUCGUCAAAAAGUGUGGACUAGCUUCUUUGCAUAGAUUAUCAAUGAUUUUUCAGCACAUUGCAUGCAGAACACAGCUUCCACGUUUCUUCCACGUUUCUUAGCGGACUGAAACGUAUUGGUGCUCUUGCUUUUCUACCGCAGCUUUGGGGCUCCUCAAUUGAGCGAUUACAACCAUAUAGAGCGGCUUCUCAGAAUAUAAGCAGAGUAACUCAAGAUGGAAGGGGUGGAGGUGGUUUCGCGGGACGAAGAAGAGAUGCUUGCCAGGAAAAUGGAAGAACUGGAGGCACAUGAGUGGGAACAGUCUGACGAGUCUGAGGAAGAAGCUGCCGCGCCUCGUUACACCCUCCCCGACAAUCGCCCUUCCCCGGUGCUCCGGCCGGAUGAUUCGGCGGGGCCGUCCUCAGCCCCCCCACAGAAACGAAAGUUUCAACGACGGAAGCGGAGCGAAGCUAAGGACCGUCCCUAUCGACCACGAUGCUACUUUGAUCUUUCGCUCGACGGGGUUGCCGAGGGGAGGAUUGUGGUCCAGCUGUACUCGGACGUGGUUCCCAAGACUGCGGAGAACUUUCGGGCUCUCUGCACGGGCGAAAAGGGCAUCGGAGAGAGCGGCAAGCCGCUUUGGUUCAAAGGCAGCACGUUCCAUCGAACGAUCCCCAUGUUCAUGAUCCAGGGGGGUGAUUUCACAAAAGGAGACGGCACCGGGGGCGAGUCAAUCUAUGGCAGGACUUUCGAGGACGAAAACUUCGCGUACAAGCACACUCGGAAGGGCUUGCUGUCGAUGGCAAACGCGGGGCCCAAUACGAACGGCUCCCAGUUCUUCAUCACCGUCACCAAGACGCCGCACCUGGACGGGAAGCACGUCGUCUUUGGCAGAGUCAUCCACGGAUAUGGCCUGGUCAAAGUGCUCAGCGACCUCCCGACCGAUGGGAAGGCGGACCGGCCCCUGAAAGAGAUCCGUAUCACCGACUGCGGAGAGUUCCGUCAAGGGGAUCCGAUGGUGGUUACGGGCCUACUGGGCGACGGCGACGAGUUUUACGACUGGCCGGCGGACAUGUACGACCCGCCCCAGGACGUCGAGUGGUGGCUGGAGGCGCAGGAGGCGAUCCGAAGCAUCGGCAACGGGUACUUCAAAAAGGGGGAGUUCAUGCAGGCGCACCGCAAGUACCAGAAGGCGCUCAGAUACUUCGACCAGUCGUGGCGGAAGGACGGCCUGUCCCCUGACGUCAGCAUCAAGCUGAAGCAGGCGCGGUAUGCUACCCUGCUCAACCUGGCGUCGUGCAAGCUGCGGCUCGGCGACCCCGCGGACGCGAUCCGGAGCACGGAGUACGUCCUGAGCGAGCAGCCGGACCACGUGAAAGCGCUCUACAAGCGGGGCCAGGCGCGCGCCGCCAACUCGGAGCUGGACGAGGCCCUCCAGGACCUGACCAGAGCAGCUGAGCUCGCGCCAGCGGACGUGAGCAUCAAGGAGGAGCUCGUCAAGGUGCGAAAAAAGAUUCAGCAGCGGAAGGACAGCGAAAAGAAGACGUACGCUCGGAUGUUCUCAUGACAGAUUGUCUAUAGUACUGGCGCUCUGGAGCGACACUUCACGAAACUUUUUGAAAGUAAAUGGUAUAGUCGGACAGGCAAACAAUCUUGAAGUGCGACACUGCAAGACAUAGAAGCUAAGUGAGAUUGUAAACAAAUGUCAACAUACACAUCUGCAACGUCGCGAUUGUUGGGUGGACUUAAGAGAUGCAGUUGAACUUCUUGACAAUUUUCUGCUGCCGACCUUUCAAACUUGCUUUGCACGCCUUGAGGCGGCGCGGCUGGAAUAAGAGCUAAGGCCGACAACCGAAACAAUCCCGUAAAUACGCCGGCUGUAUGUCCGACUGAGGGCUGUUUGAAGGACCGAGCAUUCUUUAAGGGCAAAGCUAGACGGGCGCGCCGUUGCGGCACAUGCUUAGUACCUGUAUUUUCGACGUAAAAAGCAAUAAACAUUCCACUUAUGAAUGCUAGAGAUUGAUGGAAUUUUACAGGGG